Messenger RNA from Gymnogyps californianus (California condor), 1584 nucleotides. It is a transcript of the gene ATG4D, whose product is annotated as autophagy related 4D cysteine peptidase. The record is from RefSeq and is a predicted model, not a curated record. Gene Ontology annotation, molecular function: protein-phosphatidylethanolamide deconjugating activity. Lineage: Eukaryota; Metazoa; Chordata; Aves; Accipitriformes; Cathartidae.
AUGGGGCAGGAUGAUGAGGGGGCGCGGGUGCGGGGCCGCUUCCUUUCGGCCUGGAACAGCGUCCGAUACGGCUGGACGGUGCGAACGAAGACCCACUUCAGCAAACUCUCCCCCCUCCACCUCCUGGGGCGCGCCUACUGCCCGGCAGCCGCCGAGGAGCUGGAGCGCUUCCAGCGGGAUUUCUCCUCCCGGCUGUGGCUGACGUACCGGCGGGAAUUCCCGGCGCUGGAGGGGACCCCCUGGACCACCGACUGCGGCUGGGGCUGCAUGCUGCGCAGCGCCCAGAUGCUGCUGGCCCAGGGCCUCAUCCUGCACCUCCUGGGCAGGGACUGGACGUGGCCUGAGGCGCUGCUGGAGCUGGAACCGGAGCCGGUGACCGGGUCGGCGGCCGAGGGACCCCCGGGACGGACACGGGACCCCCCAGGACGGACACGGGACCCCCGGGAGACGGAGCAGCGGCACCGCACCAUCGUGGCCUGGUUCGCCGACCACCCCCGGGCGCCUUUCGGCAUCCAUCGUUUGGUGGAGCUGGGUCGGAACGCCGGGAAAAAAGCCGGGGAUUGGUAUGGCCCUUCCAUCGUCGCCCACAUCCUUCGGAGGGCGGUGGAAACCUGCCCGGAGACCAGCGGCCUUUCGGUCUACAUCUCCCAGGAUUGCACCGUUUACAAAGGGGACGUCGCCAGCCUGGUGCAGGGUGACGCCGAACGAACCGCGCCGGAGCCCGGGCAGCGCCGAGCCGUCGUCGUCCUGGUGCCGGUGCGGUUGGGGGGCGAGAGCUUGAACCCCGUCUACGUGGAUUGCGUCAAGGAGCUGCUGAAGUUGAAAUCCUGCGUGGGCAUCAUCGGCGGCAAACCCCGGCACUCCCUUUACUUUGUCGGCUUCCAAGAUGAUUUCUUGCUCUACCUGGACCCCCACUACUGCCAGCCCUUCGUGGACACCUCCCGGGAGAACUUCCCCUUGCAGUCCUUCCACUGCGGCUCCCCGCGGAAAAUGGCCUUCGGGAAGAUGGAUCCCAGUUGCACCAUCGGCUUCUACGCCGCCGGCGGGCCGGAUCUGGAGGAGCUCUGCUCCGACCUCACCCGCGUCCUGACCCCCCCCUCGGCGCCGGAGCGCUACCCCAUCUUCACGGUGGCGGAGGGUCAGGCACAGGACCACGGCCUGGAGCCGCUCGGCUCCCGGCCCCCCCCGCCGCCGCCGCCCCCCCGCGCCGGCAAGCGCCCCAAAAAACCCGGCGCCGACGAGUUCGUCUUCCUCUGACCCCCCCAUACACUGGAUCGGGCCCCCCCCCCUGCACCGGGGCGGUGGUGCCGCGGUUUGGGGGGCCGUGGGGAUACACCCCCCCCCCCCUCAGGGUUAGGGCUGUUUUGGUUCACUACUGCGCCGCGCCGGGACCGGAGCUCAGGGCCGGUGUUUGCCGAAUCCCGGCACGGGGAACCCCCCUCCCCCCCCCCCCCCCGUCGUGGUGUUUUUUGGCCGUCACACGCUGCUCGCGGCGAGGGGGGGCGUUAUUUAUUGCUCCGCUCAGGACCCCCCCUCGUCCGUCUGUCCGUCUCCCCACCAGAUUAAAGAUGAACUUGAACCGGA